GCUCGAUCGGCCCGGCCAGCCGCCCGCCCGCCUCUUCCUCCCUCCCACCAUGGCCACCGCGCUCCGCACAGCGCUCGUCACCGCAAAGGCCGGCGCCGGCGCGGUCGCGAAGGCGAAGAAAAUCAACCCGGACCUCCUGCACAAUCGCAUACAGGCCUUAGACCGCCUGCGCGCCUCGAUAUUCCAGACGUCGUACAACCCGACGGGCGUGCGCACGGGUGCGAAGUACCUGCGCAACCGUCUGCGCGGCCCGAGCAUGGUCGAGUACUAUCCGCCAGAGGUCGACCUGGCGAAGAUUGCGCGCGAGUAUCCCGAGUUGGAGAUUAUCAACGAGGCGGAGCAGCAGCGUCUUCAAGACGUGCUCGAUCGGAAGACGAGGGGGAAGGGCACGCCGAAGAAGGCGAAGAACAAGGGGGAGACCAGGAGGGCGUCGCGCAAACGCUAAACCAUUCUACUACCGGUCGCCAUGCUCUAUCUUACACCCUUGCCGAGACGUCUCUCGCGCACAUACUGUAUACAUGCCCUGGGCAGCUCACUCACCUCACCCAUCCUUGGCUGAACCGGCGUAAGCCUGAUUGCGGACACCAGGUCUGGGUAUGGAUGCCUCGUCCUAAUGGUCGUGACAUCCAGCAACGGAGUGGUGGUACGUGACUCGUAGGCGUCCUUCCCAUUCCAAUUGGUCGCGCUACUGAGAUGAAUGAGUGCAGAGGGACGCACCACAGUUCACUUUGCUGGUUACGUCUUUUUCCAAGUUCUUGUCGUUAUUCUUCAACUUCGUCGCGAGCCUGUCUUUAUCCUGCCUAAUCGUGACCGCCGGUCCCCACUCUUCUUUUCGACAGUGGGCCCGAGGCAUCCAGUCGAAGUGUCAGAAUGAUUGAACCCAACUACUUGCUUUUGCACACC
This is a messenger RNA of Schizophyllum commune H4-8, 903 nucleotides long. RefSeq lists its product as uncharacterized. NCBI's taxonomy places the organism in Eukaryota, Fungi, Basidiomycota, Agaricomycetes, Agaricales, Schizophyllaceae. The transcript is spliced from 2 exons. Gene Ontology annotation, cellular component: mitochondrion. The record is from RefSeq and is a predicted model, not a curated record. The coding region runs from base 50 to 445 and encodes 131 amino acids.